This is a messenger RNA of Pseudocercospora fijiensis CIRAD86, 2335 nucleotides long. RefSeq lists its product as uncharacterized. The transcript has a single exon. Gene Ontology annotation, biological process: endoplasmic reticulum unfolded protein response. The record is from RefSeq and is a predicted model, not a curated record. NCBI's taxonomy places the organism in Eukaryota, Fungi, Ascomycota, Dothideomycetes, Mycosphaerellales, Mycosphaerellaceae. The coding region runs from base 1 to 2268 and encodes 755 amino acids. Gene Ontology annotation, molecular function: protein binding.
AUGGCACCACCACCCGCCGAACCUCCGAAAGCCAUCACUCUAAACAUCAAAGUGCCGCCAGGACAUCUCGCUGAUGGCAUCGACGACUUCUCACUGGGCGAUGAAGUGCCCGUCAGCCAAACCAUCGGGCAGAUCAGACAGCGUUUAUCACAAUCGCUGCCAUCGACUCCCGCUCCGGAAAGGCUUAGAAUACUGUAUGGAGGACGAGCGUUGGUCGAUGACGAGCAAACGCUGGCCGAUGCGCUGAACGUGAGGAGGGCCCCGGAACAAGUCAAGUACUAUGUGCAUCUGCUGGUCAAGGGCGAAGGCGCCGCCAAUGCCCCAAUACCGCAUGCUUCCUCCCAAAGGAGAGGCGUAGGCACACCUGUUAGAUCCGCGAGUCCGGCACAAGCACAACAGGCCCAAAGCCAGGCAGCACCACCACAGCAGCAGCAGCAGCCUGCGCAGAACAUACUGCAUGGAGUUCACCCUCAGCAUGCUCAGGUCCAUCAGGCCGCCCUCUUCGCUCAACAACAGCAAAUGCAGGCGCACCUGCAACACCAAGCCCUUACCCUUGCCCAGCAGCAACAUGCACUGCGAAUGCGGCAACAGCAGAUGACACAGGCUCAGCAGGCUCAGCAUGUGCCGGGUCAAAACGGUCCUCCUCAGGCGGAUGCUGCUGCCGAAGGAGGACACAACCAUCGUGCAACCAGUCUAACAUCACAUCCCCAGCCACCGCGCAGCAUCUCACAGCCGCCUUCCCACCCCGUGAAUCAAGGCAUGCACAUUGAGGGUUAUGGACCCAAUGGCGAACGUGUGGUCAUUCACCAGCAAAGCUUUGCUUUUAAUCCCACGCAACUUGGCAAUCAUGCUUUACCUAAUCUUCAUCAUGCGCCCAUGGGCCUUCCAUCACUUCCUGGCAUGCCACCACAAACUCAAGCUCGUGGGAAUGGUCCAUCUGCACUGGACCAGGCUCGCAAUCACAUCGUGGAGAUGCGUCGCAUGCUAGACGAGAUCAGAGGGCAAGCGGAUACAGACGAGGGUCGAAACCGCAUUGAACAGCUGGAUCGGCGGACUCAGUCACUGAACGAUUACAUCGAUCCACUACACCUUGGCAGCUCGGCGCGAAAUCGGGCAGCUCAACCUAAUCCCGCCCUGGGGACAUUGCCCAACGCUACCGGAGCCCAGAUAGCUCGCUCAACUUCGCAACCGCCGCUCGGCCAUCAACAGACAUGGCAACAGCGCGCACAAGGCAUACUUCAGUCACAGCAACAUGUUUCACCAUCUUCGCAGCCUACUGAUGUGACGGCUUACCUGCUGUCGUCGCCCACCGGCCCUCAAGCAAUUCUGUUCUCUCCUCAGCACGGCACUUUUGCAGGUGCUCGCCUGCGGCUAGGGAGAUCUCUGCAGGUUGGUCUGCAGCCAUCACCUACGACGCAGUCAUCAGAUACACCAACCGCCGCCAAUAUGCAAGCACAACAAAAUCAGCCUGCUGCUCAAGGACAACCUGCUGCUGCUCAGCCUGCGCAAGGAGCUCAAGCACAAAUGGCCCCAGCGCAACCGGAUCCAUUAGGCCCUAUGGCGCCGUUCAUCAACCACAUGUGGCUACUUCUGCGCAUUCUCAUUUUCGCCUACUUCCUCCUCGGCGCUAAUCUAGGCUGGAGGAGGCCAUUGGCACUCAUCGCGAUAGGUCUUGGGUUUUGGUUCAUGAGGCAAGGUUUGCUGGGCGAUGGCGCUGCAGUCAGAAGAUGGUGGGAUGGUGUUGUGAACGACGGUCGGCCAAGACCGGCACAGCCGCAACAGAACAUUCAAGGCCAGCCGCCGGCUCAACCUCAACAGCCGGGCCAGCCCGCCGCCGCGGAUGGCCGAGCUGGACAGAUGCCGACACCUGAACAACUUGCUCAACGUCUAUUAGAUGAAGAUCGAAGGCAACGCAAUGAGCGACUCCAGUGGCUGCGAGAUUAUCUUCGUCCGGUAGAGAGGACCAUUGCUCUGCUAGUUGCAAGUCUGUUUCCAGGAAUUGGUGAGGCAUAUGUGCGCGGUCGCGAGGAGGAGGAGCGAAGAAGGAAUGAAGAAGAAAUGGCUGCUCGGAGGCGCGAGGAUGAGGAGCGACAGCGGAGGGAAGAAGAAGAGAAGAAGAACGCGGACGGAAAUAGUGCGGGUAGCGCAGACAAAGAAGUGCCACCAACAGAUGAAGCUGUCGCACCCGCUGCUGCGGACGCACAAGACGCACAGGAAGGCACCGAUGCGGCCGAGACCGCGAUCAGGCAGUCGUUCGUUAACCAAUAGGAGUAGCAGAGAUAUACAGGUCUGAACUUGGGUGGCAUAUGUAGCAAGACAAUCUUUCUGCUGUCUC